Messenger RNA from Drosophila bipectinata, 3586 nucleotides. RefSeq lists its product as uncharacterized. NCBI's taxonomy places the organism in Eukaryota, Metazoa, Arthropoda, Insecta, Diptera, Drosophilidae. Gene Ontology annotation, molecular function: metallocarboxypeptidase activity; zinc ion binding. Gene Ontology annotation, biological process: proteolysis. The record is from RefSeq and is a predicted model, not a curated record.
CCCAGCGGUGGUAUAAAAGCGCCACUCCACCAAUGGGACAUGUCUCAUUACGGUUCACAGUCAGAUCCCGCCAAGAUGUACAACGGGAGAUCGCGUGGUGGCGCAGACUCGCAACAGAUUCAAACCAACAACAACAACAAUAGGAGGAAGAUGGGAGGGCUCCGGACAAGUCCCCUCUGGGUCAUGGGCAUCAUGCUUCUGGCCCAUCACAUCCUGGGCGUGACGGCCAUGUCGCUGGACCGCCUGGCGCUCGAACGGAACGAACUGCCGGCGGACGCCCACCAGCAGCCGGCCCAGGCCCCGACCGACGUCCUCGUCGACGACAUGAAGCUAGCCUCAGUGCCCUCGGCCGAAUCCGGUGCCGCGGACAUGUUCAUGCUCAUCCCGGAAACGGUGGCCAGCCAGCUGGAGGACACCGAGCACGUCAACCGCAACUCCAUUGAAGCCGAUCCCGAGAUGGAAGCCGCCGACCCGGCCGGCUCCGCCUCCGACAUGCUCAUGCUGGAGAGCGACUCCAGCCCGGCCCUCCAGCUGGUGGAGUUGCCCAGCGACAUCACCGUGGCCGAGUCGCCGAUGGACACCGAGCAGGUCCAGGCCCAUCAGCCCGAGUCGAUUGAGGAGCACGUGGUGCUGAAGCCCAGCAGCCAGGAGGCGCAGCUGGAGCAGGCCCAACUGGACACCGAGGCCACCGAAGCGGCGCCCGCUGCCGAGGAGGAGGCUGAGCCCGUCGAGACUGUAGAGGUGGAGCAGGAGCAGCCCGUGGCCAGCAACGAUGCAGUCGAUGAUGAGCCGGAAGCGGCCACCGAGAGCGCCGACGAGAUCAUCUCGAAUGCCGUGGAGGAAAUGGAGAAGGACAUCGAACAGGCCAUGGAGGAUGAGCCCCAGGAGCCUCAAGCUGAGGAGUCCCAGCCAGAAGCCGUCGAAUCCCAGCCAGAAGCUGCGGAAUCCCAGCCCGAAGCCGAAGCUGAGCCCGUGCCGGAAGCUCAGGCUGCCGAAAGCCAGCCAGAGGCCGAAUCCCAGCCAGAAAUCCCAGAGGAAGUCCAAGCCGAAGCCACAAAGGAGCCGGAGAGCGCUGACAACAACGAGGUGGACACCACGGAGGCGUCUCUGAUGGAAACUCUGGUCGAGGGCAUCGAGCAGGGUCUCACUGCCGCCAUGGACAACCUGGUGCCGGAGGAGUUGGCGGAAAUAAGCGAAAACAAACAGGAACAGGACCAGGAGCCAGAGAAGGAGCAGGAGCCGGAGCUGGAAGAAUCUGCUCCAGCUGUCGAAGCCAGCGAAGAUGGUCAGGAGAAGGACAAGGAGUCUGAAGCCGAGCCCAGCUUGGCGGACGAGCCUGAGGCCGAGACUGCCACUGAAAAGAUUCAAGAAGAGGCUGCUCCCGAAGCCGAGGCUGAGGAGGAGGCCAAGCCUGUGGAAGAAGCCCAGCCGGAGGAGGAGUUGAAGCCUGAGCCCGAGUCCGAGUCCAAGCCAGAGGAGGAAGCCCAAGCCGAGGAGGAGCCCAAGCCCCUGGAGGAAGCCCAGCCAGUGGAGGAAGAGGCCAAGCCCGAAGUGCCGGUCCAGAACGAUCCCGAGACCGAGCCCGAAGAGACAAAUGAAGUGAAGCCAGUGGAGGCCCAAGUCCCCGCUGAGAUCCCUGCUGAGAUCCCUGCUGAGAUCCCUGCCGAGGUCCCUGCCGAGAUCCCUGCUGAAGCUACCAAUGAAAUCCUUGCCGAAAUCCCUGCCGAAGUCCCUGCUGAAGUCCCAGUGGAGACUCCUGCCGAGAUCCCCGAGGAAACCCAACCAGAAACCCCCGCUGAGAUUGAAAAGGACACUCCAGCUGAGAUCCCAGCUGAAGCCGCGCCAGAAACCCCAGCUGAGGCUCCAGCAGAAGUCCCAGCUGCCAUCGCCCCUGAAACUCCAGCCGCUGCCGAAUCCCAGCCAGAACCAGUGCCCCAAGAGCAACCUGCCCAGCCGGCCGCUGAGGAAGCCAAGCCCGCCUCCUCCCUGCUGACUACGAUUAUCCCCAUGGUGGUGCCCCAGCCCCAGAUCCAGCCCCUCCAGGUGCAGGACAGCGUGCUCAACUACGUCAACGCCUCGUUCCAGCAGCCGCAAGGAGACCUGCCCAAGACCGAGGAUCAGGAGCAGAGCGAGUCGUCCUUCAACGCCCACCUGAGGCGCUACGACGGCGCCCAGGUGUGGCGCAUCGUGGUCCAGACCGACAAGGAUAAGCGACUGGCCGACGAGCUGCAGUCCAAGUAUGAUGGCCAGCUGUGGAAGGAGGUCAAGCAGGAGGUGGACUACCUGCUGAAGCCCCAGGUCCUGGCCGCCGCCGAGCGACACAUCCGCGCCGCCAAUCUCUCCCGCAUCGUCCUGAUCGACAAUCUGCAACACGUCAUCGAGGUGGAGAACCCGCCCGCGGAGAAGAUCGCCGAGCUGCAGAAUCGCAAAGGUCACCGACUCACCUGGCAGGCCUACCACCGCCUAGAGGACAUCCACGGCUUCAUCGACUACAUGGCCAAGACCUACCCGGACAUCUGCUCCACGGAGGUGAUUGGCUACUCGGUGGAGAAGCGUCCGCUCAAGAUUCUCAAGAUAUCGAACGGUAAUGCCCGCAACCCCGGCGUUUGGAUCGACGGCGGCAUGCACGCCCGCGAGUGGAUCAGCCCCGCCACGGUGACCUUCAUCGCCAACCAGCUGGUCGAGGGCUGGGAGGACCUGCCCGAGCACAUGCGCAGCAUCAACUGGUACAUCCACCCGGUGGCCAAUCCCGACGGCUACGAGUACUCCCACACCACGGACCGUCUCUGGCGGAAGAACAUGCGCGCCCACGGCCGCCAGUGCCCCGGCGUCGACCUCAACCGCAACUUUGGCUACAAGUGGGGCGGCAAGGGCACCUCCGCCAGCCCCUGCUCCCAGACGUACCGCGGCAGCAAGGCCUUCUCCGAGCCCGAGACCUUCUACAUCUCCAAGUUCAUCAGCGGCUUCCCCCGCGAGACCUUCCAGGCCUACCUCUCCUUCCACAGCUACGGCCAGUACAUCCUCUACCCGUGGGGCUACGACUACCAGCUGACCCAGGACAGGGCGGAUCUGGAUCGUGUGGCGCGCCAAGCCGGAACGAGCAUCACCAAGUCUACGGGCGUCAAGUACACCGUGGGCUCCUCGGCCACCACCCUGUACCCCGCCGCCGGAGGCUCCGACGACUGGGCCAAGGGCAUUGCCGGCAUCAAGUACGCCUACACCAUUGAGAUGGGCGACACCGGCCGCUACGGCUUCGUCCUGCCCGCCCGGUUCAUCCAGUACAACGGCAAGGAUGGCUACACCUUUGCCGACACCGUCGCCCGGGCGAUCGCCCAGGGACGCGGCAAGGCGGUGGCCCGCAAUGGAGGCGCCAGCGCAGGCAGUCGGAGGCGCCACCACUAGAGCUCCGAGCACUUAGUUCAAUGCGAUGCAAUGUCUAGCAACGACCUAUGACCUUUUUUUUUUUUACUACUUAUAUGGAAACUAUUUAUUUAUUUAUUUAUUGUACUUGUAAUUAGAAAAAUUGAACACCAAGACCCUUGAACGAACAGAACUCAUCGAAAUAGACUGAAACCUGUUUAUUGUA